Messenger RNA from Danio rerio (zebrafish), 1194 nucleotides. RefSeq names its product zygote arrest 1 (gene zar1). Gene Ontology annotation, molecular function: mRNA binding. Gene Ontology annotation, biological process: negative regulation of translation. NCBI's taxonomy places the organism in Eukaryota, Metazoa, Chordata, Actinopteri, Cypriniformes, Danionidae. The record is from RefSeq and is marked provisional. Gene Ontology annotation, cellular component: cytoplasmic ribonucleoprotein granule.
CGGCUAAGCGAAAAAUGGCUACAUAUGGAAACGAGACAGUCGAUAACUAUCUUUACUCCUCUUACAACCCUUAUUACUACAAAUACCCCAAAUUCAAGGGCUGGAGACAGAAAGCUUACUUCACCAACUACGGUGAGGGCGAGACCUACUUUGAUAAUCACCACAGGGCGCAGCUGAAGUCCAUCUUGUCUCAGAUCAACCCAAAUCUCACCCCGCGUCUGAGGAAGGCCAACACCAAAGACGUCGGGGUUCAGGUCAACCCGAAGACCGACGCGUCUAUCCAGUGCUCUCUGGGGCCGCGGACGCUUCUGGCACGCAAACGCGAUGCCCUGCGCCGGCGGCGGCAGGAGGUCCAGACCCCUGGGAGUCCCGUCAGCAGCGGUGGUGUCCGGUUCCCGCGCACCCAGGCCGUUUACUCCCCAGUAGAAUCCCGGAGACUAGUGUCCCUCUUCAGAGAGGAGGGUGAAGAAGAGGAGGACACGGAUCUCGAGGUCACAGAGACGGUUGACAGCGCAGAGAAGCUGGAAAGCGCCGAGAAAAACGUGCGCAAACAGGGUAAGAAAAGCGCGAAGCAACCGCUUAGUCCAGAGAAAAAUAUAAACAAGCAGACUGAAACAAAUGAGGAGAACACAAACGAGCCAGUGAAAACCGAACAAGACGAUCUGAAGUCCAAGGCUCGUGUGAGAUUUCAGUUUUUGGAGCAGAAGUAUGGAUUCUAUCAUUGCAAAGACUGCAACCUACGGUGGGAAAGUGCUUAUGUGUGGUGUGUCCAAGGAACAAACAAGGUUUAUUUCAAGCAGUUCUGCAGAACAUGCCAGAAAUCAUUCAACCCAUACCGGGUUGAGGACAUAGCAUGUCAGACUUGCAAGAAAGCUCGCUGCACAUGUUCUGUCAAGUCGCGUCACGUGGACCCCAAAAGACCCCACCGGCAGGAUCUGUGCGGCCGCUGUAAAGGCAAGCGUCUGUCCUGCGACAGCACGUUCAGCUUCAAGUACAUCAUCUAGCAGCUCUGUCCAUUGUUGUCAUCAGCUGGAUUGUCCACCUCAGUCUCUGCACCUCUGCUGCUCGUCGACCGCAGUGGGGGAGGCAGGCCCAUCGGCCACUACAGUCUCAUUUGUUUUUGUUUUGCUUUGAUUACGAAUUGCAGUACUUGUAGGUGUGAUUUCUGAACAAUAAAAAUGGAAGUUACUAGCA